This is a messenger RNA of Phaedon cochleariae (mustard beetle), 2082 nucleotides long. NCBI's taxonomy places the organism in Eukaryota, Metazoa, Arthropoda, Insecta, Coleoptera, Chrysomelidae. The record is from the annotation of a GenBank genome assembly.
AUGGCGAUGAAGGAUCUUCUCGGCAUUUGCUGUAAUGACGUAGAAUUUUUUGAAAAUGAAUUCAAAUAUAUCGAGCCCCCAGAAGCACCCAAACCAAGAGAUCCCCUAUAUAAGGUGAGCCCGUUUUAUAGAUUAUUCAAAAUGAAAUAUAACACCAUAAAACGUAAAAUAAAGAAUCAAGAGCGAUCUGGAAAAAAUAACAAAUUUUUUAAUGAGAAAUACCUACUAAAAGUUUUGAGGAAAUAUGUACCGUUUCUACCCUUAUGGACGAGUCUUAUAUCUGGUAAGAGACAGAGUAAUGCUCCUGUGGAAAACUGGUUCUCUGUAGUCAAACAUCUGAUUCUAGAAGAACUAGAGAAUCAGAAAACCAGCAGGGUGAUCCGAUUAAUUCGGAGAAAAAUUUUGGCUGUUCAUAAGGAAAUAACGUUGAAUAUUCCUAAAAGAGGUUGCACUUCAAGGCGCAGUAAAAGGAGAAGUGAUAUCGAUAAGAGGGGCUGUACUUCCAGAGUACAUAACAAAAAUGUAAGAAAAUUUGAUAUUGUUCCAACUAAUAAGUGCUCCCUUAAAGAUUUAUCAGCAGAAGAACAAUGGAAAAAACAAUUACCCUUGAAAAAUAAUAAUUUUAAAGGCACAAUAUUGAAACGGGCUCUAAAAAAAAUUGAAUCAAAAUUCAUUCCUGCGAAAUUCAAAAAACAAGAUGAGGUAAAUGAAUUGAAGGGUGCAAAGAAAUGCGGUACUUCCAAGGUGACGGACGAUAUCACCAAAUCUGGCAUUGGACUUUCUGGCUCUGCUAGAAGUCGGACAGAAAAUGAGGAGGAAACACGAUUAGGACAAGAUUCGAACAAAACCAUAUCUCUGAGCUUGAAAAAACAAGUGGAAGAUGAAUUAACGGAUGAUGAAGGUUUCAUAUUUUCUGUGGACAAAGCGAACAGCACACAGAAAAUUAUUUCCAUUCAGGAUCCAGUAUCACUGUCCCCAAAUGAGGAGGUUUCUUCUCCAUUCAAAAUCGAAACAGCAAAAAAAACUAUUUGUUUUCAUGAAAAUGGCCUUGUGUGUAAUUUGAAUUAUUAUAAAGAAUGUAAAGGAUAUGGAAACUAUGUAGUGGCUAAGUUUCAUUUGGGCAUCUCUAACGAAUUAAAAUUCGAAGAUUUUAAAACUUUGUUCGAUAAACAGUGGUUGACAGAUUUCGCUCUCAACUAUUGUCUAAGAGCAAUAUUGAACGAACACAUUCGCGAACACACCACCGAAGGGGAUUACAAGCUACUGAAUACUGAUCAAACUUACGCAAUAUUUUAUCACUGUGAACAUAUUGUCAAGGAAUUUUUCGAUGACUUUCCAGAUAUAUCUGAAAGCUCAAUAGUGAUCCUUCCAAUUAUUAUUGGAACUGUGGCCAGUCGUAAUCAUUGGGUUAUAGCUUUUGUCAAUUUUCAACAGAGUACAUUCACUUUUAUUGACCCGAGAGGAAAAUCGAAGUUGAAUGCGCUUGAAUUCCGGGAAACAUUCGAAAAGUUCAUAGAAAAACCGUUGCUGCUUUCACACCCGUUCAGAAAAUGGGAAUUGCAUAUGUUGCCUUCUCUCACGACAAGCGCCACCAAUGGAAUAUGGGCCGUCAAGACAUCUUCGUUUCUCGAAAGUCCUAGAUAUUGCAUCGUUUGCUUUCAAACAGAUCAUGAUCUGACUGAAGUUAAUACUGAUCCCACGAUUUUCAAUCACGCAAACAUAACGAAUAUCACAUUAACUCUCAACGGGGAAAGUUAUCCGAAGGAGAAGAUGCAAUUGGCCUUCGAUAAAGGAGCCUUUCCACAGGCGUACUUCAAGUAUACGCGAUUUGGAUAUAGAUAUAAAAACACCUCCCAACACACUCCGCUCCUAGGCUACCCCGAGUUUGCCAAUAAACAACCUCUUUUCGUUAUCGAUUGUUCGCGACGAGACGAAAGUGUCAAAAGCUCCACUGUCGAUGUCAAACUCGAAAUUGAAGCAUCCCAAGGAUUUCCUGCCAACACUCGAGCCUAUUGCAUCAUCAUCCAUGAUAACAUCAUCGAGCACCUCCCACUCAGUGAAUUUAUCAAGAAGUGGAAUUGA